CGCUCUCUCUCUCUCUCUCUCUCCCUACCUUCUCCGGGAGUCCCCGAUCAUUUCCCGGCGAUAUAUAAUUUCAUUUGCCGGAAAAUCCUGAUCCGAUCCAAGGAUCUCAUAAUCUCGAAGGUUGGCGUGUAGAUCGGACCGAUGGCGCCUGUUUCGGCUCUCGCCAAGUACAAGCUCGUGUUCUUAGGAGAUCAAUCCGUGGGAAAAACCAGUAUCAUAACUCGCUUCAUGUACGAUAAAUUCGACAACACAUAUCAGGCCACAAUUGGAAUAGAUUUCCUGUCAAAGACAAUGUACCUUGAAGAUCGUACAGUGAGAUUGCAGCUCUGGGAUACAGCAGGGCAAGAGAGAUUCAGGAGUCUUAUACCUAGCUAUAUCAGGGACUCGUCUGUUGCUGUGAUUGUUUAUGACGUUGCAAGUCGGCAGUCAUUCCUUAACACAGUAAAUUGGAUUCAAGAGGUUAGGACUGAGCGUGGGAGUGAUGUUAUAAUUGUCCUUGUCGGGAAUAAAACUGACCUUGUGGAUAAAAGAAUAGUCUCGAUAGAGGAUGGAGAAUCUAAAGCUAAGGAAUUGAAUGUCAUGUUUAUUGAAACCAGUGCAAAAGCUGGAUUCAAUAUAAAGGCACUGUUCAGAAAAAUAGCAGCAGCAUUGCCAGGAAUGGAAACCUUGUCGACUGCUAAAUCAGAAGGCAUGGUUGACGUUAAUCUCAACUCUACCAACUCAAAUUCAGGGCAGUCUCAACAGCAGUCCGGAGGGUGUGCCUGUUGAUCUCUUUCGUACGAUCCCCAUUUCUCCUUCUGAUCUUCUAAGUGUCUGUAGAGAUCUUCUUCCAUAGCAGGAUUUCAGGAGUGGCCAUGUUUGACACUUUUUUUUGGCGGUGGGGUGUUAAAAGAUGCAGGGUACACUUUAUCAUAGUUUCAUUAUUAGAAAUGGUGUGCAUUUCUCAGCUCUUAUAUGUAUCAAUUUUCUUGUACUGAGGCGUUUAGGUAUAUUAUUGUGUUUAGUUUUGCAACGUUGUUCCUCGGCCUCGAUCAUAUGGAACUUCUGGUCAUGUGUUUCUUUAUUUUGUUCAUGUGGUUCUUGUCACCGGUUUGAACUUUGCACGGGUGAGUUCUUUCACCAAGUGCCCUUGAAAACUACGGGUUGGAAGGGUUA
Cuscuta campestris is the source of this 1155-nucleotide messenger RNA. NCBI's taxonomy places the organism in Eukaryota, Viridiplantae, Streptophyta, Magnoliopsida, Solanales, Convolvulaceae. The record is from the annotation of a GenBank genome assembly.